Molecule: messenger RNA, 816 nt
Organism: Fraxinus pennsylvanica
Lineage: Eukaryota; Viridiplantae; Streptophyta; Magnoliopsida; Lamiales; Oleaceae
Source: the annotation of a GenBank genome assembly
AUGGAUAAUAGGCAGCAGAAUAAUACACCCGGGCUGGCGCCAGUCGACAACUUCAAAUCACAAAUAUCACUGAGCUAUGUUGGCCGACGUUUUAAAGAAAACUAUCCACCUGAUUUCUUGAAUAAGGUAACUGCAGAGAUAAUUGCAACCUAUCUAUUGGUGUUCGUGACAUGUGGUUCGGCUGCUCUUAGCGCUAGCGAUGAACACAAAGUCUCUAAACUUGGAGCAUCUGUAGCAGGUGGUCUAAUAGUCACAGUUAUGAUCUAUGCAGUUGGACACAUCUCUGGUGCACAUAUGAACCCAGCUGUAACCCUGGCUUUUGCAGCUGUUAGUCAUUUCCCUUGGAAACAGGUACCUUUUUACGUAGCUGCACAGAUGACCGGAGGAAUUUCUGCGGCAUUCACUCUUCGUGUGUUAUUGCACCCAAUAAAACACGUUGGAACCACAUCACCUUCUGGAACUGACAUUCAGGCUCUUAUCAUGGAAAUAGUUAUAACAUUUUCUAUGAUGUUCAUCGCCUCAGCUGUAGCAACUGAUACAAAAGCUAUAGGAGAGCUUGCUGGCGUAGCAGUUGGUUCGGCAGUGUGCAUCUCAUCAAUUUUAGGCGGACCAAUAUCAGGUGGAUCAAUGAACCCAGCAAGGAGUAUUGGGCCUGCAAUUGCUAGUGCCUAUUACAAAGGUAUUUGGGUGUACAUAAUUGGGCCUGUAUGUGGGACAUUACUUGGGGCCAUGUCCUACAAUUUCAUCCGGGACUCGGACAGACCUGCCCGUGCAGUAUUACCUCUCAGUCAGUUUCCUUCAAACUUUGCCGAUUAA